Prunus armeniaca (apricot) is the source of this 510-nucleotide messenger RNA. NCBI's taxonomy places the organism in Eukaryota, Viridiplantae, Streptophyta, Magnoliopsida, Rosales, Rosaceae. The record is from the annotation of a GenBank genome assembly.
AUGAGUUCAAGUCCGAUUCACCAGAAUAUUUUAAAACCCGAGUAUCGCCGAGCGGCUGUUGUUCGCUUGGUUGUGAGCAAGACAGCUGCUGGACAGCUUUACCAUCACUUGAUUCCUCUUGUUCUUCUUCUUAUUGUUGGUAGCAGUCCAUUUGAUGUUGUGGAUCCAAGCUGGGAGUUGUAUGUCCUGAUCCAGAGGAAAACAGAUCAGCAGGGGGAAAUAUAUAAUAGGUUGCUUGGUUUUACAGCUGUAUAUCGUUUUUACCAUUAUCCUGAUAGUUCUCGGUUGCGGAUUGGUCAGAUAUUGGUAUUGCCUCCUUAUCAACACAAGGGUUGUGGACGAUACCUUCUUGAGGUUCUCAAUGAUGUUGCAAUAUCUGAAAACGUCUAUGACCUCACAGUUGAUGAACCAUUGGAUUACUUUGAACAUGUACGCACUUGUACGAUGUACUGCGCCUUCAUAAGUUCGAUCCAAUCAAGCAUGCAGUCAGCUCAGCAGUUUCGCAACUAA